AUGGCAGCUCAUCUUGAGAGGACAGCUCAACUUGAGAGGACGGAUCAACUUGAGAGGACAGCUCAACUUGAGAGGGCAGCUCGACUUGAGAGGGCAGCUCAACUUGAGAGGGCAGCUCAACUUGAGUGUACAGCUCAACUUGAGAGAAAAUCUCAACCUGAGAGGACACCUCAACCUGAGAGGACACCUCAACUUGAGAGGACAGCUCAACUUGAGAGGACAGCUCAACUUGAGAGGACAGCUCAUCUAGAGAGGACAGCUCAUCUAGAGAGGACAGCUCAACAUCAGAGGACAGCUCAACUUGAAGGAGAGGUCAACUUGAGAGGACAUCUCAACUUGAGAGGACAGCGCAACUUGAGAGGACAGCUCAACUUGAGAGGACAGCUCAACUUGAGAGGACAGCUUAACUUGAGAGGAGAGGUCAACUUGAGAGGACAUCUCAACUUGAGAGGGCAGCUCAACUUGAGAGGGCAGCUCAACUUGAGAGGGCAGCUCAACUUGAGAGUACAGCUCAACUUGAAAGAAAAUCUCAACCUGAGAGGACACCUCAACCUGAGAGGACACCUCAACAGGACAGCUCAUCUAGAGAGGACAGCUCAUCUAGAGAGGACAGCUCAACAUCAGAGGACAGCUCAACUUGAAGGAGAGGUCAACUUGAGAGGACAUCUCAAGUUGAGAGGACAGCUCAACUUGAGAGGACAGCGCAACUUGAGAGGACAGCUCAACUUGAGAGGACAGCUCAACUUGAGAGAACAGCUUAACUUGAGAGGCCAGCUCAACUUGAGAGGACAGCUCAACUCGAGAGGACAGCCCAACUUGAGAGGACAGCUCAACUUGAGAGGACUGCUCAACUAG
This is a messenger RNA of Schistocerca serialis cubense, 855 nucleotides long. Its product is annotated as seminal vesicle major clotting proteins-like. Bases 1 to 855 code for a protein of 284 amino acids. The record is from RefSeq and is a predicted model, not a curated record. Lineage: Eukaryota; Metazoa; Arthropoda; Insecta; Orthoptera; Acrididae. The transcript is spliced from 3 exons.